GCCCAGUUACCGGAAGAGUAAUACUGCCUCUUCCCGUUCUUAUUUUACUUUUCUUGUUGUUUGCCGUCCGUCAUUGCCAUACUUGCCUGAAGCACAUGCGCACGUACCUAUUUGGUUAGACACAGUCCAGCUAAAGAGAUGGAUUUUCCUUCUCACUGACCUGCCAUUUCAAAAAAAUGAAUGAGGAAUCCGACCAAGGACCGCACUCAAAAGUGAAGUGGAACAUCCGGUGCCAUGCAGGCUGUGGGGAGAAGAUAUCUCAGGCCAUCAUUUACUGCUGCAUGCUGUAAGCCAAGGCGGCCCGCUGUUGCUUGGGAUGCUCAUAGGAGUGCACAUAACGCAUCCCAAGGCAACCAAUGCCCUGAACCUACGGACACAGAAGGCUCUCCGAGAUUGCCGGACAAUGGAUACACAAAUAUACCGAUCGACUUUGAGAGCAAGACGGUCUCGACCGCCGUCGGCCAGCUGCCGAUAUCCCCGUUGAUGGACCCGUCGUUUCACGAAGCCAGGCAAAGAUUCACCAAACCCAAGCCAAAACACUCAGAGCACAAACCGACCAAGUUCCAACGGCACUUGGCCCGGAAUCCAUAUGCCAAGGCUCUGGCCACACCUGUGCGGAGAUGCCCCAUCACCGGCGUCAAUCUCCCGAGCUUUUUCCUUCAACGCUUCGUUCUUGUCUCGCACCCUGAGACGGGAAAUCCCUGGUUUAUGCCCGGUGCCCUCGACUCCAAGGCUGCAGACACCCAAGACGAAGGGAACCAUGCCGAACCGGAAUCAGCUGAGGAGCAGUCGGCUGGGACGGUUCAUGAGACCACACAGGACACCCAGAGCGAACAGGAACCGGACAAUUCAGCACAGGCUACCCCCAACAGCGUUGAGAUAAUUCAAGAGCCAGCCGAGCCAGCUGUGAAGACCCAGAACUCCACCAAAACAGGACCUUCCGGAUAUGUUCUCUCCCGCCAGACGCUUCUCCAGGGCUUCCAGGAGCAGCACUCGGUGUACUUUAACGGCCACAAGAAACUCCUCCGCAUGAGCAGCGGCGGCGCAACAAACCUCAGUGCGCUACUGGCCAACGCCAACUGGCACAGCGAGAUGGAUGUGGUGGUGCUAGAACUGAUCCGCCGGCGGGUCUUUGACGCGCUCCUUUACUUUGCGAAGAAGAGCGGAGAAGAAGACCGCAAGUACAUCGUCAAGUGUGAGCGCUGGAACGACACCAAGGCACUGAAACAUCGAGGCUGUCUUCUGUUCCUGGGCCAGCCCGAGGGGGCUACUCCGGAGUCGACCCCCCAAUAUGUCCCGCCAAGGCUGUCAGUCAUGGAUGUUGGGCCUGUGAAAUACGGGUCGAAGCUCGCGGUGCAUAACUUGCGUGUACUGUUGGGCGAGGAGCGUAUAGCUCGGUUGAGGCAGGAGUCUGAGCUUCUGAGUGGCGGGUCCCUGUUUCUGCUUGGCAGGCAGGCAACAGUGAAGCUGCAAAUGCUUCUCUGGAAACUCCAGGGAUACAUGUCAUGGGACGAAGCGCAGAAGGCUUCGUCUGCAAAUAGCGAACUCGAGCGGUAAAUACCCAGAGGGAAGACCUAAGGGUCAGUGUGAAAAUAGGAGACAAUUGCACACCGUCAUCAAGCACAGCUAUAUGGUGGAUUAAAGAUAUCAUUAACCCUUGCGGCGAGUCUUGGUAACCAGGUAAUCCGAAUACCUUUGUUCUCGGUUACGGAAGCCGGACCCUGCCAUGUCCCUGUAACUAAAUCGGUGCCGC
Messenger RNA from Chaetomium strumarium, 1753 nucleotides. RefSeq lists its product as uncharacterized. The transcript is spliced from 2 exons. The record is from RefSeq and is a predicted model, not a curated record. Lineage: Eukaryota; Fungi; Ascomycota; Sordariomycetes; Sordariales; Chaetomiaceae. The coding region runs from base 235 to 1557 and encodes 440 amino acids.